Molecule: messenger RNA, 3477 nt
Organism: Perca flavescens (yellow perch)
Lineage: Eukaryota; Metazoa; Chordata; Actinopteri; Perciformes; Percidae
Gene: gys1
Product: glycogen synthase 1 (muscle)
Exons: 16
Coding region: 189-2327 (712 amino acids)
Biological process (GO): glycogen biosynthetic process
Cellular component (GO): cytoplasm
Molecular function (GO): alpha-1,4-glucan glucosyltransferase (UDP-glucose donor) activity
Source: RefSeq, a predicted model, not a curated record
AUCGCAGGUCAUGAGCGCCCUGUCCUUCAGUCUGACAGCAAACGCACCAAACCAAUGUGAAUAGCUGGCAUUUAACUAAAGCCGCCGCCCCCUUUUCCUCCCUCUCCGUUGGUUUCAGUUUUUUCGAUUGACUGCGACAGCUGCCAAUGUGUUGUUCAUCUUCUUGAAAUUGGGACGAAACCGUAGGCAUGCCGCUGGCUCGCAGCCUCUCUGUCACGUCCCUGUCAGGACUGGAGGAGUGGGACGAGGAGUUUGAUUUGGAGGACGCUGUUCUUUUUGAAAUUGCAUGGGAGGUUGCUAACAAAGUUGGAGGUAUCUACACUGUCCUCCAGACCAAAGCCCGUCUGACCGCAGAGGAAUGGGGGGAGAACUAUUUCCUCGUGGGUCCCUAUGUGGAGAGCAACGUGCGCACUCAGGUGGAGCUGAUCGAGCCCACCAACCCGGCGCUGAAGAGAACCAUUGACAAGAUGAACUCCAGUGGGUGCAAGGUCUACUUUGGGCGGUGGCUUAUCGAGGGCAGUCCCUAUGUUAUUCUGAUUGAUGUCGCAUUCACCGCCUGGUCUCUGGACAGCUGGAAGAGCGAGUUGUGGGAUCUUUGUGACAUCGGCGUGCCGUGGUUCGACCGCGAGGCCAACGAUGCCGUGCUGUUUGGCUUCCUGACUGCCUGGCUUCUGGGAGAGUUCGCAGCCCAGAGUGAGCAGCCUUCACACAUCGUGGCCCAUUUCCAUGAAUGGUUGGCCGGCCUGGGCCUGGUGUUGUGUAGACAUAGACAGUUGUCCAUCGCAACCAUCUUCACCACUCACGCCACACUGCUGGGACGAUACCUGUGUGCUGGAAAUGUGGACUUCUAUAACAAACUUGCAGAGUUCAAUGUGGAUAAGGAAGCAGGCGAUAGACAGAUCUACCACCGCUACUGUUUGGAGCGGGCAGCUGCUCACUGUGCCCAUGUCUUCACCACUGUGUCACAGAUCACAGCCAUUGAGGCAGAGUUUCUGCUCAAGAGGAAACCAGACAUUGUUACUCCCAAUGGGCUCAAUGUGAAGAAGUUCUCAGCCGUGCACGAGUUUCAAAACCUCCACGCUCAGAGCAAGAAUCGUAUUCAGGAGUUCGUCAGGGGACACUUCUACGGGCACCUUGACUUCAACCUGGACAAGUGUUUGUUUCUCUUCAUUGCUGGAAGGUAUGAGUUCUCCAACAAAGGAGCCGACAUCUUUUUGGAAGCUUUGGCCAGACUCAACUAUCUACUGAGGGUCAAUCACAGUGACGUGACCGUUAUUGCAUUCUUCAUCAUGCCGGCUCGGACUAACAACUUCAAUGUGGAGACCUUGAAGGGCCAAGCAGUCAGGAAACAGCUCUGGGAUACUGCUCAGACUGUGAAGGAACGUUUCGGAAAGAAACUUUAUGAGUCACUACUAGUUGGGCAGCUGCCAGAUGUGUCAAAGAUAAUGGACAAAGAGGAUUUCACCUUAAUGAAGCGUGCCAUUUUUGCGACUCAGAGACAAUGCCAGCCUCCAGUCUGCACUCAUAACAUGCUGGAGGACAGCAAUGACCCCAUCCUUACCUCCGUUCGCCGUAUCGGCCUUUUCAACAGCUCUGCUGACCGUGUCAAGAUUAUCUUUCAUCCAGAGUUCCUUUCGUCCACCUCUCCUCUACUUCCAAUGGAUUAUGAGGAGUUUGUAAGAGGCUGCCACCUUGGCGUCUUCCCCUCUUACUACGAGCCUUGGGGCUACACACCAGCUGAGUGCACAGUCAUGGGAAUUCCAUCCAUCUCAACUAACCUGUCAGGAUUUGGCUGUUUCAUGGAGGAACACAUAGCAGACCCCUCAGCGUAUGGCAUUUACAUCCUGGACCGGCGGUAUCGGGGGGUGGACGAGUCGUGUAACCAGCUCACGUCCUUCCUGUUUCAGUUUUGCAAGCAGAGCCGGCGCCAGCGGAUCAUCCAGAGGAACCGUACUGAGCGUCUGAGCGACCUCUUGGACUGGAAAUACCUCGGCAGGUAUUAUAUAUCUGCCCGUCAUAUGGCCUUGGCUAAAGCCUUCCCCGACACCUACACGUAUGAACUUCAGGAGCCCACCUCAACCUCUGGUUUCCGUUACCCCCGGCCAGCCUCUGUGCCACCAUCUCCAUCUCUGUCCCGCCACUCCUCCCCCCACCACAGCGAGGCUGAGGACAACGAUGAAGAAGAACGCUAUGAUGAAGAUGUAGAGGCAGAAAAGGACCGGGUAAACAUCCGCCAGCCCUACACCCUGCCAUUCAAAAACAAGUCUUCUGCUGUACAUGGGGCUAAUGGAAACGGCGAUGACAAUGGAAACGGCGAGAAAGACUGAAACAGACACACACAUAUACAUACAGUACAUGCUAAACCUCACUAGUGAGAAAGUUUAUCACCAAUUGUUAAAGUGAUCCAUGUACUUUAUAAAUGAGUGCAUUUGUGUGAAUGGGAGUGAUAAAUGUAAUAUUGGCUUGUUGUGAAAAAUUGCAUCACUGUCUGUGUCUUCCCAACCUGUUCGUACCUCAGAUAUUGAGAAAUAUUUGUGAGUUUGAUAUGUUUUGGUAUUGUUUCAGUUACACCAGCAGUGCAACCAGUGGCUUGCUUUGUGGAAUAAAUGCAGCAGCUAGAAAGGGCUAAACAACAGCUCAACAUGGGAAACAAAUCAGGAUUGCUGGAUUUUGUAGUGUACUAACACUGGAUAACAUACUGUAGGUCUGAAGCAUUGGAAAAAAAUAAUAGAGGAUUAUUUUGAGUCUCUGGAGGGGUUUUUAUACUUAAAUUCAAAGGUGGGUCAGAGCAGGGAAAAUAACAUAACCAUCCUUUUUACCAGAGUCCGUCUGUCAUAUUUAAACAUUCAAAACUGUUUUCCUAGUUUCAAGAAAUGCUCAUGUAAAGACAGUGUGAAUACCCACAAAGAACACUUGUUCUUUUUAUUUGUGUUUGGCUUAAAAGUGUGAUGAUGAUGAUGAUGAUACAGUACUUCAAACUCAACUGUCCACCUUAUAGCAUCGUCUCCUUUCUUUCAAAUGCCUUGUUGACUACAAAACUUGAAGAAAGUAGAAUGGGGAAACCAUGUACAACAUACACACACACAUGCACAAGAAAUAGCAUCAGAAAACAAAAAAAGCAUAGUGUUGCGUGUGUUUUCAUUUUCUUUCUGCACCUUCUUGUAUUACAGACUUUCAGUGACGAUCACCAACACAAAUUUCGCACUCCUGUCUGUGUGUGUGUGCUUGUGUGAAUUAUUUCUGGGUUUGCCGGUUAUUUUUUUUAAGGUUAUAGAGAUGAGACAGACAGCAAAAAAGGGAACAGGUGAAGGACAUAGAGAGAUGGCUGGGAAAGAGCUAGACUUGACUUUUUGUCUGUAACCGAAGAUUGAAAUGAUUUUACCAGGCAUAUGCUCACUCUGCCUGUAAGAGUUUUAUCAUUUGUACAAUCUUGCACCAGAUUAACUAAUAAUAAAUAUAUAUAUACCUACAGUAUAA